AUGGAUCAUAAAAGUUUGAGUUGGAAUAUCAGGGGAUUGGGACAAUGCAAUAAGAUUGUUGCUAUUAGAAAUGCUAUCUUGAAGAAUAAUCCUACUAUUUGUACAAUUCAAGAGUCAAAGAGGGAAAUAGUGGAUGAUAGCCUGAUUCAAUCUCUAUGGGGUAGUAAUCGAUGUAAUUAUGUUUAUCUUGCAUCCGUAGGUGCUUUUGGAGGAAUCAUUGUAAUAUGGAAAGAUGGAAUUUUGGUUAUGGAAGAUCAUCUGUUAGAAGCAUUUUAUGUUUCAGUUAAAUUUCACAAUGUGGUAGAUGAUUUUGUUUGGGUGUUUACCUCAGUUUAUGGGGCUUCAUAUGAUGUAUAUUAUAACCAAUUCUGGCAAGAAUUGAGAGAUGUUAGAGUAUAUUAUGAUGAACCAUGGCUGUUGGGGGGAGAUUUCAAUGCCAUACUUGCGGAUGAUGAGAGAAAUGUGCCAGGAGGUGCAGUUGCAAAUAGAAAGUCUUUUAAAGCUUUGAUAAACAGAUUAUCUUUGAUUGAUCUUACGAUGGCUGGCGGUAGGUUUACCUGGACCAAUUCACAACAGCCUCUUAUAUUGAUAAGGUUGGAUAGAUUUCUUCUUUGUCCUAAUUUCCAAGUUCAUUGCCCUGCUCUUUUGCAAAUGAGGUUAAGAAGGCCUAUUUCAGACCAUACACCAAUUUUACUAUGCUGUAAUUCUAAUGAGAACUUAAGAGCUCCAUUUAGGUUAUAUAAUUUUAUCCUUAAUCAUCCUGAUUUUCUAAAUAAUCUUAAAAUUUGGUGGAUGAAUUUGAACUUCUCUGGUAAACCCAGUUACAUUUUUGCAAAGAAACUUUAA
Papaver somniferum (opium poppy) is the source of this 846-nucleotide messenger RNA. RefSeq lists its product as uncharacterized. The coding region runs from base 1 to 846 and encodes 281 amino acids. Lineage: Eukaryota; Viridiplantae; Streptophyta; Magnoliopsida; Ranunculales; Papaveraceae. The transcript has a single exon. Gene Ontology annotation, molecular function: catalytic activity. The record is from RefSeq and is a predicted model, not a curated record.